Molecule: messenger RNA, 726 nt
Organism: Trichomonas vaginalis G3
Lineage: Eukaryota; Parabasalia; Trichomonadida; Trichomonadidae
Exons: 1
Coding region: 1-726 (241 amino acids)
Source: RefSeq, a predicted model, not a curated record
AUGUCAUUGCAGGAAAGCUUGAUUUCAGAAGUAGAAUCGAGCUCUGUUUUUGUUAUGCUUAGAUCCACACCUCCAGGUACAGCACCAAUUAAAAUGAAAAUCGAAUAUGUCGCUGUUUUUAUCUUGUUUUUAUUAUCUGCGCUUUUCAUAUUAAAUGGUGUAUUCUACUAUUUACAAGGAAGAUACAUAGGCUACAUUCCGUCGCCAUCAGAGUUAUCCAUUGGCUCAUAUCAAGUUCAUCUCACUUCAACUUUUUAUCCAAUUUGCGGUUUCAUCCUUUCCAUAUUGCUUACAAUUCGAACAUCGCAUAUAGAUUUAUCCUCAAGGGUUUCUAAAUUAACUAACCGCUUACUUAGAUUUUUCUCCAUCUUCAAUGCAAUUUUAUUCAUUUUUUAUGGCUGUUUCACAAUUGUUGAUCAUAGGUUUGUUCAUAACAUUACGCUUUUAUUGUUAACAAUAUGCAUUUUAGUUUAUGAAUGUAUUUCUGCUCGUUUAGUUAAAACAUGGAAGAAUUACUUGUCAAUUAGUGGAUCCAUCGCAAUGUUCGCAUUAAGUUUAACACUUAACAUUGUUACAAUGCUCCGUCCGUAUAAAAUCCAAAAUAUCGUUCCAUAUUGCGAAUACGCAGCUAUAGCUUUGAUAUUCUUGUUCAUUUUAUCUCUUUUCUAUGAAUUAUCUCAAGUUAUUCUUGAUGUGGUUGUCAUCCAAGAAAAGAACAACAAUUAG